CCGACAUACUAUGACACUAGGCACAUCUUGUCAUGCGAGGUUCACAUGAACAUCUGGAAAAGAAAUAAAUUUAAGGGCUAACGAUAAAAGACACCCUGUUGGUUUAGGGUUAUUCUCAAAUUGGACUCCGUGGUAUUAAUUUUAUCAAUUUACGCCCUUACGUUUUCAACAUCGGUCAAUUUCAUCCUUCCAUUAAGUUGACCAGACAGUCAAUCGUUAAAUGCAAACCUGGCACCCGUGGGACCUACCCCACCAACGCUUUGACCAUUCCGCGCAUGCCAGUUGAAGGGCGGUUUUGGGUUUCGACAGUUCAAAAAACAAAAAAAUCACACCCAAAUUGGGCACGCGUUGCCAAAGCUGGAGAUCGAAGAAAAAGCCCCAAAUUCGUCCUCAACCUCAGUUUAACCUAAAUCCUAAAUCUCCAUAGCUGAGAGCUCAAAUCUACGAUUUCGAAGAAGUGAGCCACCCAAAAAGUGUAUUCGAGUGUAUUGGCUCCUUAACCUAGAAAACGAAGGAGAAAUGGAGCAUAAGGCGAUGGUGUGUUGGUGUGGUAAGAAUGCAACAAUCCGAACCUCGUGGACAAUUUCGAAUCCUGGGAGGCGAUUCGCUAUGUGUGCAAAGGGUAAAGGAGGUUGUGAUUUCUGGGUUUGGUAUGAUGUGGAAAUGUGUGAAGGGUCUAAAGUUGUGAUUCCGGGGUUGUUAAAAUCAUGGGAUAAGUUGGAGAAUUCACUAGCAAAGGCUAGACGCAGAGAGAAGGUUCUUUGGGCAAUAUUGGUAGUGUCGUGGAUGCUUAUUGCAAUGUUCUUCUUCGGAGGGAAUGGUGGAUCAGAUAGACUAAAGAUGAAGACUUUGGAAUUGGCAUGAAAGGGGGUGUUUUAGGGAUGCACUGUGCUUUUGGUAUGGGAAGUACUGUGCUUGUAGUGUAAUGUAGUGUGCUUUUGGUUAGGGUCUGCACUGUGCCAUUGGUAUGGAAAGCAGUGUGCUUAUGGUUAUGUAAUGGGAAUGAACAUUUUGCAUUUUUGUUAUGUAAUGGGAAUGAGCAUGAUGGCUAUGUAAUAUGCAUACAAUGUGACAUUUUGA
Molecule: messenger RNA, 1080 nt
Organism: Prunus persica (peach)
Lineage: Eukaryota; Viridiplantae; Streptophyta; Magnoliopsida; Rosales; Rosaceae
Exons: 2
Coding region: 520-864 (114 amino acids)
Molecular function (GO): zinc ion binding
Source: RefSeq, a predicted model, not a curated record